AUGGUGACUCCGGCUGUCAUCGCCGCCUUCGUGGUGGUGACUCUGGCUGCGGCCUACCCAUUCGUGACUCCGGCUGCCGCCAGCCUGGUCGUCACUACAGCUGUCAUCGCCGCCUUCGUGGUGGUGACUCCAGCUGUCGUCUCAGCCUACCUGGUGGCGAUUCCGGCUGCCACCUGCCUGGUGCUGACUACGGCUGUCAUCGCCGCCUCCCUGGUGGUGACUACGGCUGUCAUCGCCGCCUGCCCGAUGGUGACUCCGGCUGUCAUCGCCGCCUUCGUGGUGGUUGACUCCGGCUGUCAUCACCGCCUGCCUGAUGCCUGGUCGUGUAGCACUACAGCUGUCAUCGCCGCCUCCCUGUUGGUGACUACGGCUGUCAUCACCGCCUGCCUAAUGGUGACUCUGGCUGUCAUCGCCGCCUUCGUGUUGGUGACUCUGGCUGUCAUCGCCGCCUUCGUGGUGGUGACUCUGGCUGCCGCCUGCUCCUUCGUGACCCCAACUGCCGCCAGCCUGGUCUUCACUGCAGCUGUCAUCGCCGCCUUCGUGGUGGUGACUCCGACUAUCGUCUCCGCCUACCUGGUGGCGAUUCUGGCUGCCACCUGCCUGGUGCUGACUAAGGCUGUCAUCGCCGCCUCCCUGGUGGUGACUCCGGCUGUCAUCGCCGCCUACCUGGUGAAGACCCUGGUUGUCAUUGCCGCCUGCCUGGUCGUGACUCCGGCUGCCGCCUGCCUGGUCGUGACUCCGGCUACCGCCUGCCUGGUCGUGACUCCGGCUGCCGCCUGCCUGGUCGUGACUCCGGCUGCCGCCUGCCUGGUCGUGACUCCGGCUGCCGCCUGCCUGGUCGUGACUCCGGCUGCCGCCUGCCUGGUCGUGACUCCGGCUGCCGCCUGCCUGGUCGUGACUCCGGCUGCCGCCUGCCUGGUCGUGACUCCGGCUACCGCCUGCCUGGUCGUGACUCCGGCUGCCGCCUGCCUGGUCGUGACUCCGGCUGCCGCCUGCCUGGUCGUGACUCCGGCUGCCGCCUGCCUGGUCGUGACUCCGGCUGCCGCCUGCCUGGUCGUGACUCCGGCUGCCGCCUGCCUGGUCGUGACUCCGGCUGCCGCCUGCCUGGUCGUGACUCCGGCUGCCGCCUGCCUGUUCGUGACUCCGGCUGCCGCCUGCCUGGUCGUGACUCCGGCUGCCGCCUGCCUGGUCGUGACUAUAGCUGUCAUCGCCGUCUUCGUGGUGGUGACGCUGCCGCCUGCCUAG
This is a messenger RNA of Bombyx mori (domestic silkworm), 1245 nucleotides long. RefSeq lists its product as uncharacterized. Lineage: Eukaryota; Metazoa; Arthropoda; Insecta; Lepidoptera; Bombycidae. The transcript has 2 exons. Bases 1 to 1245 code for a protein of 414 amino acids. The record is from RefSeq and is a predicted model, not a curated record.